AUGUUGAGCUAUGCCACGACACCUCAAGAGGUGUUUCCUUCGGGCCCCCAUUUCUCGAAAACAGGCAAGUCCCGAUCUGCGACAGUAUACAUCGGAGGCAAGCCACCAUACCGUGACGGGCCAAUCAUAUUCCCUGCUGGACGCCACCGGCGCAAUAUCAUCGCCAUUGCCGUCCUCGCCCGAUCACUGUCUCCGUGCUCUGCCUGUCUGUCAGUAAUCGGCGUGAUUGAUAUGCGUCCGUCUUCGGUGUCGUACCAGCUGGCCGCCUUCUUGAUCGCCGCUGCACGACGCAAUACCCCGCUUUCCCUACCUUCUGCGACUAUCCCAACAGCUACUCUUUACUUCAUCAAAACAUUCAAAUCAUCGCUAGCAAUGUCGCACAACAUACUAAUCACCGGGGCCUCUGGAUAUCUAGGUGGCACCUUGCUCAAUCGUCUGGGCGAAGCCAACCUGCCACCUUACGGCAAGCUCUUCGCACUGAUACGGACUGAUGAUCAAGCUGAAAAGGCCAAGAAGCUUUACGGCGCUGAGCCCCUCAGAUUUGACGCGUAUAACGAAGACGCCGUUCUUGAAGCCUUGAGAAGUCAUCAUAUUACAGUUGUGUACCACUUGAUUGAUCCACGGACUGAGGUUUCCCAACUGGCAUUUAUCAAAGCCCUCGGGGAGGUUAAGAAGCAAACUGGGAGUGAGGUGCAUUUUCUGCAUACUACAGGAGCAAAGAUCUUUUCUUCUCACGCGGAUGCACCUACAGACCGCCCACUGCUGGACACAGACCCGGAGCUCUACCACAUCCAGAAGUCUCAAAAGCCGUCAAAUGAGUUUUUUCAGGCCGCUGUAGCAACAAACAACCUUGUAAUUGAGCAAGCUGAAGUCCACGGUGUUCAAGCGUAUAUCUUUGCGCCAUGUAUUGUUUAUGGUCAAGGAGAAGGAUUCGGGAACGUAAUUUCCAUCCAGACCGUUGCGGUUGUGCGGGCUGCCAAAGGAGCUGGGCGCGUAUAUCGCACUGAUCAAGGACAACCGACUUGGCCUGUCUGUCAUGUCUAUGACAACACAACUCUAUAUAUUUCCCUCCUCCGCGCCAUCCUCAAUGGUGCAAAGCCAGAUCAUGGUCGUAAUGGCUACUACCUGGCCAGCUCCGGAAGUGUUGUAUGGGACGAUCUUUAUUCGGCAAUCGCCAAAUCUCUAAAGCAGCGUGGCGUCAUUGGUGACGACACGGUGGCGACUGCGGACAAAGCAGCUCUAGAGGAAAUGGGUAAAGCUCUUGGCUGCCCUGCGUCCUUCGUCCCUAUCAUGGUGGGCGGUAAGUGCACUUUCGUGGCAGAAAGAGCCAACAAAAAGCUUGGGUGGCAGGCCAAGUAUUCACCAGAGCAUGUGUUGGAGAACGCUGAUGCUGAAGUUGAGCUCAUUUUGAAGAACUUGAAGUAA
This is a messenger RNA of Neoarthrinium moseri, 1425 nucleotides long. RefSeq lists its product as uncharacterized. The coding region runs from base 1 to 1425 and encodes 474 amino acids. Lineage: Eukaryota; Fungi; Ascomycota; Sordariomycetes; Amphisphaeriales; Apiosporaceae. The record is from RefSeq and is a predicted model, not a curated record. The transcript is spliced from 7 exons.